AAGAAGCGACACAUUUGAGGGGGAUCUAAUGUGUUAUGAGAGUAAUUGUAUCAUCUUUAAUAGUGUCUGUGUCUGAAUUAUGUUUUUGAAUUCCAGGACUCUAAUGGUUAGACAUGUUCUAACACCCAUUGUUUAGGUCUGCUUCACAUCACCCAAGCUGAAUUGCAGGUCCUUCAACAAUCUUCAACACUCCACCCAGUUCUCUUUUUUGUAGCUUACAAGCAGAAACUAUUUCGUCCAGCUGAAUUGGUGGCGAUGGAGACAGAAACAUCCAGAGUGACAGGGACAGUGCUAUUUUUUUUAUUCCCAUGCGAAGCCACUCCCUUGGGUGGUUUCCCCUGCGGUUUAAAACCCAAGAGUGACACGGGUGUGACUCCACAGCGCGACGUGACAGACAGGUGUAACGACCUGAAGACAACUCGGAAUUAAAGUGUUUUAUAGCGAGCCGAAGAGCCUUCAGUGGAGGUGAAGUUCCAAAAUGAGCAGGUAUUCAGGACAAACCUAUAAGAGCACCAGUCCCAGCCUGGCAAUUGACGAUAGCAAGAAGAAAACAUCUCUGCUUAAGGACAACAGCUGGAUCAGAAAAGACGAGGAAGAGGACGAACCUGUCGACCGAGAUCCAAACUUUGGGAGAUCAGUGUUAAGCCGGUACAAGUCCAACGAAACUCUUGAUAGUACUAAGAGCCCAGAGGAGGUGAAGACCACCAAACCUACAAGUUCAGUGCAGGCUCUCACCAAAAGGUUCAGUGGAAGUCAGGAUGAGCUGAGGAGCAGCACCCUCCCCUCCAGCAAGACCACGUCAUCUUACACCAAACGAUAUUCUAGUGUGAAGACAGAUGAUCCCAUCAAGACCACCACUACAGUCACAGAGGAGCCAAAAACAAGCACAAAAACCACCACAGUGACCAAGAACGGCACCACCACUGAGACCACCAUCACCACCACCCAGAGCCUCAAAUCUCCUGUCCUUAAAUCGCCCACCAAGACUGAGACCUUCAGUGAGCGAGUGAAGUCAUCAAGCAAAGGGGCGCAGUACUCUUCCUACUCACCCACCAAAACAACUACAGUGACCAGCACUACUAAGGAUGCAGAGGACAAGGUUUUCAAUGAUCACAUCCUCUCGUCUAUCAAGGAUGAUUCCCCAACCAAAGACAGCAAAACAAGUGUCACCACAACUGAGACUGUGACAGUAAAAAGCAACUUUGAAAAAGAUGCUGAGGACCACCUCUACGACUCACUCAUCCCCAGUUCCAUCAAAAGCGACGUCCCUGACAGCAAAACGACCGUGUCCAGCACUGAGACCGUCACAGUGAAAAGCUCUCCUGAUGGGGAUGGCUUUAAAAGCACAACAACAAUAAGCACUUCCUCUACGGCUGAGGACGAUCUGUACGACACCCUUCUGCCUAAAUCAAUUACGUCUGAACCUUCUUCCAGAACAAGCACCACAAAGAAAGAGAUUGUGACGGUGGAAAGCAGCAACGGAGAGAAAAGCCCGACCCUAAGCUCACCAUCCUACACACGUUACAGUAAUGGAUACAGCAGCAGCUCCAACACCUAUUCUUACUCCAAACCUGACUCCAGCUAUGAGUACACUAGUGUGACCAGUCCCAGUGUGUACACCACAACAUCAUACAGGAGUAGCAGCAGAUCAGAUGACAUCCUGGCAGAUCCAAUCUAUUCGAAAUCAUCAAUGAAGAAUGUCUAUGCAUCUUCUGACCGGCUGGUGCACGAGAAAGACCUCUGCAACAUCUGCCGUAAACCCUUCAUCGGUGAUGCCAAAAUGGUUCUGGAUGACAUGAAGAUCAACUGCCAUGCUACCUGCUUUAAAUGUGAUGUGUGUAACAGUAGUUUGAGUAAUCUGAGAGCUGGGGACAGCAUGUGGAUCUACAAACGCAUGGUGCACUGUGAGACCUGCUUUGAAAUCACCAGAGAGAAAUGGCGACGGUGAAUCUUCGGAGAGAUAAUGGUGAUGUGGGUGACUGGGGCUCUCGUGGACUCUCAUUUUUACAAGCUUACGCAUGUUUAUGUGGGUGUUUUUUCGACAAAUACAACACUUUUUUCAUACAAUGUGUGCUCUACAUAUCUUAUGGUCUAUUACAGGAAAUGGGAUGUGAUAUUGCCAUCUGUGUACCUCUAUGUAGCCAUGUAUUAUCCGGCCUGCUUCUUUCUGGGGGACUCUUGUGAACAAAGUGGGAGGGGAUAUUAUAAUUGAUAGUUUGAAGGGCCGGGGGUGUUUUUCUUUGUGCAAUAAUGCUGCAAUCUAAUAAUAAAAAAAGUUAAAAGAAUAAAAGUAAAACGUUUCU
This is a messenger RNA of Menidia menidia (Atlantic silverside), 2303 nucleotides long. The record is from the annotation of a GenBank genome assembly. NCBI's taxonomy places the organism in Eukaryota, Metazoa, Chordata, Actinopteri, Atheriniformes, Atherinopsidae.